AUGGCUAAAAACGAAGGCAAGGACCAGGUCUAUUACUUAAGCGAGAAUGAGUUUUGGUCGGAUAUCAAGGAUGAAUAUAUUCAGCGAAUUGCAGAGAUGGAUCCAAAUGAUGUGUACCCGUCAAAUAAUCCAGGACCCACAAAUCCUGAUGGAUCGGUGAACUUUGAAUGUCACUGUGUCGGUCAUCUUGUUGCCAGUCCUUGUGGACAUGAGUUUAGGGAAGCCAUCACAUGUCAAAAGUCUGCCACAGAAGAAGAGCUUGAAGCAGGAAAAUGUGGCGAGGAAUUAUUAGCAUUUAUGGAAUGUGUUAUGCGGACACAAUGUUUUAAAAGUAAGACUGUGUUAUUUCUUUGUUCCUAUAUCGUAAACCUUUUUAUACAUCAACUCAAACUUUGUGAUUUCAGCGUCGCCGAAAGAUGA
This is a messenger RNA of Strongylus vulgaris, 420 nucleotides long. NCBI's taxonomy places the organism in Eukaryota, Metazoa, Nematoda, Chromadorea, Rhabditida, Strongylidae. The record is from the annotation of a GenBank genome assembly.